Molecule: messenger RNA, 6871 nt
Organism: Pseudoliparis swirei
Lineage: Eukaryota; Metazoa; Chordata; Actinopteri; Perciformes; Liparidae
Product: nuclear receptor coactivator 3-like
Exons: 21
Coding region: 161-5092 (1643 amino acids)
Biological process (GO): cellular response to hormone stimulus; positive regulation of transcription by RNA polymerase II
Cellular component (GO): nucleus
Molecular function (GO): protein dimerization activity; nuclear receptor binding
Source: RefSeq, a predicted model, not a curated record
CUCUACUACGAGCUGGCUCCCUCCGCUUUGGGAGUGUUUCGCAUUUAAACAAACACGGUCCUGCUUGAAGAUGGCGGAGAGUUUGUAGAGGCGAGAAGAAGAAAAAGAAAACCGCUCCACUCAAUGAAAGCAUCGAAGCCGGUGCUGAUAUGCGCUGAAGAUGAGUAGCGUCGGAGACAACUUGUUGGAGCCGCUGUGCGCCGACCGCAAGCGUAAACUGUCCACCUGCGACACGCCGAGCGUAGGGUGUGACAAGCGUCGGAGGGAACAGGAGAGCAAGUACAUCGAGGAGCUGGCCGAGCUCAUCUCGGCGAACCUCUCCAACAUCGACAGCUUCAACGUCAAGCCGGACAAAUGUGCCAUCCUCAAGGAGACCGUGAGGCAGAUCAGACAGAUCAAAGAGCAAGGAAAGAGCUCUUGCAGCGAUGACGAUGUCCAGAAGGCGGACGUGUCUUCCACUGGUCAAGGAGUCAUCGACAAGGACCAUCUGGGACCACUGCUCCUACAGGCAUUGGACGGCUUUCUGUUUGUGGUUAACCGAGAGGGCAGCAUUGUAUUCGUGUCGGACAACGUGACGCAGUACCUGCAGUACAAGCAGGAAGAGCUGAUCAACACCAGCGUGUACAACAUCAUCCACGACGAGGACAGGGAGGACUUCCACAAGAACCUACCCAAGACUAACGCACCAAAUGGAGCAUCGUGGGGCGGAGAGGCACCGCGGCAGAAGAGCCACACCUUCAACUGUCGAAUGCUGGUGAACUUCGGUCACGGCUUGUCAGAAGAGAGGCCGGAGGGCCGGCGCUAUGAGACCAUGCAGUGUUUUGCCCUCACUCAGCCCCGGGCCAUAAUCGAGGAGGGAGAAGGUAAAAAGUCCGAUUGUCUCGGCUGGCCGCAUUUAUUGGUCAACGUGUGCUCAAACGUUGCAAAUAAGGCCAUGUGCACACGGUGUUCCACGUCCAGUUUGUCCCCCCCGGCACAGUCGAACGUUGCGUUGUCUCUUUGCUUUUUAGACUUGCAGUCGUGUAUGAUCUGCGUGGCGCGACGCAUCAUUGCAGUAGAGCGGACAGAGAGGUUUAGCACGCGCCAUGAACUGUCUGGUAAGCUGAUUGGAAUUGAGCAGGAAACCUCUCUGAGCACCACCAUGCGUCCAGGCUGGGAGGACCUGGUGAGGCGCUGCAUGCAGAUGUUCCUCCAUCGGAGUGAGGGACAGCCGUGGUCCUACAAGCGGCACUACCAAGACGCUUUCCACAAAGGCCACGCGGAGACGCCGCUCUACCGCUUCUCCCUGUGCGAUGGCACCCCGGUCACCGCCCAGACCAGAAGCGACCUCUGCAGAAAUCCCAGCACCAAUGAGCCGCACUCUUUCCUCUCCACACACUUGCUGCAAAGAGAGCAGAAUAGUUACCGUGGAAACCAGGCUGGAGGGAAGAGGCCUCAGAACAUAGGUGUGAGCAACCCCAACCAGCCGACGAACAUGGGCCCAGGAGGGGGCAUGAACAAGGGCUACGGCGUGGCCGAGCAGGGCAACAUGCCCCAAAGAGGAGCGCCUCCGUACACCGGGGGCAACCGCAUGAACCCCAUGAGCCAGAUGAAUCAAAUGAACUCCAUGCAUCAGAUGAACAACAUGGGUCAAAUGAGUUCCAUGCAUCCAAUGAGCUCCUCGAUGAACCAGAUGGGGCCCAUGAAUCAGAUGGGUCACCAUGGCAUGCAGAAACAACAACAACAACAACAGCAGCAGCAUCAGCAGCACCAACAUCAGCAGAUGGGUCAGUUCCAUGGAGGUGGAGGUGGACCUGGAGUUGGAGCGUACGGGAUGGGAAUGACCAGCCCCCCCCCGGCCAGUCCAGGCAUGAAUGGCCCCACACACAACGUCAUGGGUUCACCCAGAGUCCGAGGGAGCCCCAAGAUGGGUGCGAGCCCCUUCUCUCCCGGAGGUAUGAACUCCACCAUGAGCUCCGGUCACCCUGGCAACGCUGGAGGCGGGACCACCUUCUCCAGCAGCUCCUUGAACGCCCUCCAAGCCAUUAGUGAGGGAGUGGGCAAUCCGAUGCCCUCCCCGCUCACCUCUCCUCCCCCCCACAAGCCCGACAGCUCCCCGAGCAUCAACUCCACCAACCAUGCAGCCGGGGGGCCCUGUAAGCCAAGCCUCCCGGCCUACUCCGACUCCAAGUGUCCAGGCGGCUCCCUGGGAGCCGGAGGAGAGCAGCAGUCUCAGCAGAAUCCAAACACCCCGACCAGCGAGAGCCCUCCUCACAAGCCGGACAGGCAGGCCGGCAGAGAGGCGGGGCCCGCCGGGGGCGAAUCGAACAGACGGGUCCCAGACGCCAAGUCCCACAAGAAGCUGAUGCAGCUCCUCAUCUCCCCGACAGACGAGCUGGUGCCGUCUAACCACGCACAGGGCUCCGGGCCCGGCCCCACGCCCGAGGCUAAAGACGGAACCGCCGGGGUCACCAGCCCCUCCUCCACGGGGGUGUCCUCCUCUACGGGGGCCGUGUCGUCCUCGGGCGCCGCCGGACAUUUAACGAGCCAGUCGCUGCAGGAGAAGCACAAGAUCCUCCACAAGCUUCUGCAGAACGGCAACACUCCCGACGAGGUGGCUCGCAUCACAGCCGAGGCCACCGGGAAGAGCCGCCUGGACUCGGGGGCGCCGGAGCCCGGGCCCCCAGCCGCCGGAGGGGUCAGGGGAUCCGACUCGAAGCAGGAGCAGCACAGCCCGAAGAAGGAGAAGCCCCACGCCCUCCUCCACUACCUCCUCAAUAAGGACGACUCUAAGGAAGGUGUUGAUAUCAAGCCAAAGCAGGAGGAGCUGGAGGGGAGAGGAGCUCAGGGUACAGGGGUCACCAGCUCUGACCCCCACUGCAUGGAUGGGAAGGUCAAGUUGGAGCCGUCGGAUGAGGCGGAAACCCUGGAGACCAUCCUGGGGGUCCCGAAGAACAACCCUGGCUUCUACCCGGAACCAGACCCCAGAGCGGGGAAGGAAGGGGGCAACAAACCGGGAAAUAUGCCCGACAGUUUACACGAUGGGGAGCGAGGCCCCUUGCCUCCAGCCCAGCGCAUCGCCUAUCAGAGAGCCUUGUCCGUGGAUGCCAAGCCCAUCGGUGGAGAGGGACCGGUGGGAGGAGGGCUGGCCGGGAGACGGAACGUCCCCUGUCCCACGUUGGUCAAACAAGAGAAGAUGGACGCUGCGAUUCCACCUGGGCCCGUUCCCAACGGCUUUCCCGGGGGCAUGGGCGCGUGUCCGCCACGGGGCAACCCAACGAGAGGUGUGGGCAGAGGAACGGGAAUGCCUCAGCGGCCUCCCAUGUCGGCGCCAGGGGACUGGGGGAUGCCGCGGUCCGGCGGCAGCCCCGUGGCCGGACCGGGACACCCUGGCAUGGGUCGCGCCGGUCCAAUGGGAGGACCCAUGAUCAACAGGUCCACCAGUGUACCCGGGAAAACCAGGUCUAUGCUGCAGCAGCAGCUCAUGGAUAUGGGUUCCAGUGAAGCCAAUGCGGGCAUGAGUCCGUUUGGUGGACACGGGCACCCACCUCAGUCCCCGUCCUGGCCAGACUCCGCGAUGGGACUGGACCGGCCAAAGACCACCACAAAGAGGGACCAGUUCGGGCACCCCCUGGAGGAGCUGCUGGGGCCCCGGGUCAACAGCGAGGGCCCGAGUGACGAACGAGCACUUCUGGACCAGCUGGACUCUCUGCUCAAUACCACUGAUGUCAUCGCGCUGCAGGAGAUAGACCGGGCCCUCGGCAUCCCUGAAAUAGUAGGCCAGAACCAUCGACCCGAAGGCCACCCGCAGGGCCCGGAUCGAGGCGCGGGGCGGUGCCCACCAUCAGAACCUUUCCCGGGGACGGACUCCUCCUUGGGCAUGGACCAAAAACCCAUGUACAACCCGGGGCCCUCCUCUCGGGCCAUGCAGCCGGGUUAUGGUGGCAACGCGAUGCAGGGCCCGUCUCCCGGAGGCUUCAACCCCAUGAUGAGUCCGGUGGGCCAGACGGGGAGCUUCCCUGGCAUGGGGGGCAUGGGCAACCCCCGCGCCAACAUGAUGCAACCUCGCAUGAUGACCGCCACCAAGCCUCUCCGACUGCAGCUGCAGCAGCGGCUGCAAGGGCAACAGUUUAUGAACCAGACUCGACAAGGCGUGAAGAUGGAACACGCCCCCGGAGGAAACCCUGCAAUGCAUUCAGGCAUGCAGCCCGGCAUGCAGCCCGGCAUGCAGCCCGGCAUUCAAGCUGGCAUGCAGGCUGGAAUGCAGGCUGGAUUGCAGCCUAGCAUGCAGCCUGGCAUUCAAGCUGGCAUGCAGCCUGGCAUUCAAGCUGGCAUGCAGGCUGGCAUGCAGGCUGGCAUGCAGGCUGGCAUGCAGGCUGGAAUGCAGGCUGGAAUGCAAGCUGGCAUGCAGCCUGCAAACAUGGGUGGUCAGCCUGGUUUCCUGAACGCCCAGAUGAUGGCUCAGCGCAGCAGGGAGAUGAUGACCAUGCAGAUGAGAAGGCAGCGGAUGAUGAUGCUGAUGCAACAGCAGCAAGGGCAAGGGCAGGUGCAAGGGCAGGUGCAAGGGCAGGGGGCAGCGAGAGGCUUCAGCCCGCCCCCAAGUGCCACCGCACCAGGAGGCAUGGAAGGCGCCAUCGGCGGCGCCCCCAUGAACCAGCCCAGCCAGCCGGGAUUCAACUACGCAGGGGUGAACCAGCAGGGGGACCCAUCCUUCAUAGCUCCAGGUAGCAGCCCCCCAGCAAACAUGAUGCAAGGACGAAUGGGGGGGCCUCCACAGACCGCCAUCAUGCCAGGGAUGCAGGGCAAUCCCCAGGGAGGGCCGAUGUACCAGUCAGGAGACAUGAAAGGAUGGCCACAGGGCGGCAUGCCACAGGGCGGCAUGCCACAGGGCGGCAUGCCACGCAGCAACACAUACCCCCAGCAACAGUUUCCCCAGCACGGCAACCAGGGUCAGUUUGGACCCAUGAUGAUGAACAACUCCAUGGGGGGGCCCGGGCCAGUCAGCGGGGCGCCCGUCGCGGGUCAGAUGCCGGGCCAGAGGCAGGGCCAGACGGGCAUGAACCCCAUGGGAAUGGGCAGAAUGCCAAAGGGACCCGAUCAGAAGUAUUGCUGAAGACCUGUCGCUGAUGACAGCAUCUGGAGCCUUUCAACUGUGGCAGAGUGGUCUGAGCCAAUCAGAAGAGCUGGACCUACACACACACACACACACACACAGUAGGGUCCUCCAGCAUAAGACGUGACGCUCGGAGACUCUGCACAACGCACGGCUCAUCCUGGAGGAAGCGGGCUCACGUACCGUAACCCGGUGAAGGUGAUGCACAAACACACAAUAUCAGCGUCUGUGGGUCAGCGUGAACAAACCUGCAGAACGGGACUAUGGUACAACCAGCUGUGGCUGCACUUUACCUGGAAGCUUCUGUGUAGAACAAAAAAAAAGAUGGAUGCAAUAUUUCUUCAUCAUUACAGCCUUACUAGAGAUUCAAUGCCUUCUCAACGAUGGGUUUCUUUUGUUUCUUCUUUUAUUUCCCUUCUUCUUCUUUUUUGGGACGCGUCUCAUUCUUGAAGUCAUCGGAAGCUAUAAGCACAGUUAACUAACGUUAUGCAGAUCGGAGCAAUAACUCUCGCCUCUAUGCUUUCUGUAACCGGGCGCCACGACGCCUGUUCUAAGCAAACAAAUGGUACUGCAGUAUUAAGAUGUCUCGACGUGUCCUCUGUGAAUAUGAAUUGUAAAUAUUCUACAAAAUAUAUCAAACAUGCUUUUUAAAGGCCCAUUAUUGCACAAAGUAUGAGACCUGGUUGUAUUUUUUUGUCCCAUAGGUCAAUGUUGAGUUUUUAUUUUUCUUCUUUUAAAAAAAAAAAAAAAUUCUUCUUGCAAAUGUUGCAGGCGCGUUUCGGGGGUUUCCUUUCCCUCGCGUGUCAUUUUCUGAAUGUUGUAUUUUUCCAAGUUUUCCUCUUUUUUUUAAAAAACUGUCAUGUAUUCCAUGUUGUAGCGAGGCACUUUUGACUUGUGACGAGUCGAAGCUUCUCAGCUUUCAGGUUUGGUGGCGGAAGUGAGUUCCGUCUGGACGUGAGGCGGCGUGGUCUUCGUCGGGCUCUCCGGGAGGUUUCCGUCCGCGGUGACGUCGACGACGGGAACAGGAAGUCAUCGGCGUACCAACAAGCCCCCAGUACCCCCCCCCCCCUCUCAGUGUCUGCUGAGCGUAUUUUUUAUUCACAGUAUUUUCUUUUUUGACUGUUCUUCUCAACUCUCUGAAUCUACCUUUUUUCUUUCUUUUUUUUCCAACAUGCGCAAUCCAAAGAUAUUUUUCCACAUCUCCUAUAUAGUUUCCCGGUGUACAUUUGUAAUGAUAUUAGUCCGACGGUAAAUGGGUACAUGUCACAGAUCUUUUUAAAGCAUUUGGUGGGGUUUUGUACGGCAAGCGUAAGGAGCACGGAGUCGUUCCACAGGGGGGGGGGGGGGGGGACACUGGGAACUCAACCCUACGGCAGAAUGUUUUUACAUCUAGACUGAAACAAAUAAAAAUGAAAACGCAGUGUGUUUUUUGCUGUGAACCAGAAAUAACGAUGGAAUGAAAUCCACGUUCAAGACAGAUCAAAAUCUCUUCUGUCAGGAAGUGUCUUUUCUGUCCAGCGUUUUGUUACUUCAAGAAGAAAACAAGUUCAAGACGUAUCAAAAUCUCUUCUACCAGGAAGCGUCUUUUCUGUCCAGCUUUUUGUUACUUCAAGAAAAGAAAAAGAACUUUGUAGAGUUUCAAUGAAGUAAAAAAAAAACGGAGGCAAGAGAUCAUUUGGUUUUGUUUUGAGGUAAAAUAAGUUGUCAUUUUGCAGGAUGUAUAUUACAGUUUGUGUCUGUUGUUGAUAUUGAUGUAAAUACAAAUUUCUAUUUAAACAC